This is a messenger RNA of Triticum turgidum subsp. durum (durum wheat), 420 nucleotides long. Lineage: Eukaryota; Viridiplantae; Streptophyta; Magnoliopsida; Poales; Poaceae. The record is from the annotation of a GenBank genome assembly.
AUGGCCAUGGCGGCGCUGCGUGAGGCCUCCCGCCGCCUGGCCUCCACCUCCACGAGGAGCCCUGCCGGCGCCACCACGCGCCCGCUGCUCCUCACGCACUCUCGCGGUAUCACACACAAGCUCUUCAUCGGAGGCUUGUCACAAUUUGCAACGGAAGACAGCCUAGCAGAAGCUUUCACGCGUUAUGGCCAAGUAUUAGAAGCAACCAUUGUCACGGAUAAGAUGACCAGCCGAUCAAAAGGAUUCGGCUUUGUGAAAUUUGCCUCCGAGGAAGAGGCCAAUAAAGCACGGGAAGAGAUGAACAGCAAGGUACUUAAUGGGCGAGUUAUAUAUGUCGACAUUGCAAAGGCUAAACAGGGCCGUGCCGCAGACGUAGUUCCAAUAGCAAGAGGCCCUCCUAAGCCAGUCGGCAACACCUGA